Zerene cesonia (dogface butterfly) is the source of this 2982-nucleotide messenger RNA. RefSeq names its product proton-coupled amino acid transporter-like protein pathetic (gene path). NCBI's taxonomy places the organism in Eukaryota, Metazoa, Arthropoda, Insecta, Lepidoptera, Pieridae. Gene Ontology annotation, cellular component: vacuolar membrane. Gene Ontology annotation, molecular function: amino acid transmembrane transporter activity. Gene Ontology annotation, biological process: amino acid transmembrane transport. Bases 214 to 1629 code for a protein of 471 amino acids. The record is from RefSeq and is a predicted model, not a curated record. The transcript is spliced from 9 exons.
AGACUACUAUCGCUCAUUCCGAUUUUAACCAACGUACGCGUCGGUCGCGCGCUUCUCGCUAUUUUUAAAAACACGUGGCUCAGUGACUUAUUCAUAGUAUUAUAACCUAGAGAUUUACGCGGCUGAUUAUUAUUACGACGCCUCAUCGUAUAAUCCUAGUCGAGUGGAUAAAGAGAGCCGUUAUCAUUGAGACGUUGGAGCGAAGCCAUCAAAAUGACUAAUGAGUCCAACGGCAUCCCAGCUCCACAGGAGUUGGAAACUUUCAUUCAUCCAGACGAAAAGGCUAAGGAGCUAGAAGUCAAAAAAUACAAUUUAGCAGAUGCAGAAGCGGGGGAGUAUGAUCCGUUUGCGGAAAGAAAAUUGGAGAAUCCAACUUCAAAUAUGGACACGCUCACUCAUCUCCUCAAAGCCUCGCUGGGUACCGGAAUUCUGGCCAUGCCGAAAGCUUUUAAAGCAGCGGGACUUAUCUCAGGCAUAUUCUUCACUGUGUUGGUUGCAGUAGUGUGCACACACUGCUCUUAUGUACUUAUAAAAUGUGCCCAUGUGCUGUACAUAAAGACGAAAAAGCCAUCCAUGAGCUUUCCAGAAGUGGCGGAAGCCUCGCUAAUGCAUGGCCCGGAAUGGGGCAAGAAAUGGGCUAAUUCCUUUAGGAUAUUUAUUGUGGUCUGCCUGUUCAUGACGUACUUUGGUACAUGCUCAGUGUACACGGUCAUCAUAGCCAAGAAUAUUGUGCAGGUAAUCCCUCCGUCCAUGGUGGACCAAUCAGAUGAUGGAGUAAUCCGUGUGAUCAUUCUGAUCUUACUGGUUCCUCUCAUACUCAUGGUGUGGAUCAAGAAUCUCAAGUAUCUCGCCCCAGUAUCCAUGCUCGCCAACUUCUUCAUGGGGCUCGGUCUCGGAAUUACUUUCUACUUCUUAGUAGGCACCGGGGAACUGAACUUUGAUAAUGUCUCCAUGAUCAAGGCGCCAUGGGAAUGGCCGGAGUUCUUUUCUUUAACAAUAUUCGCCAUGGAAGCCAUCGGGGUUGUGAUGCCGCUGGAGAAUUCUAUGAAGACCCCGAAAUCCAUGCUUGGCUUUUGUGGUGUGCUAAACAAGGGAAUGUCCGGAGUCACCCUUGUAUACAUUCUAUUGGGUUUUCUGGGAUAUCUGCGGUUCGGUGAAAAUGUCCAAGACUCCAUCACUCUGAAUCUGGAACCACAUCCUGAUGACCCUCAAGUUUAUGGAGUGCUCGCCCAAGUUGUAAAGGUCAGUAUCGCUGUUGCCGUCUACUGCACAUUCGGUCUGCAGUUCUUCGUGUGCAUCGAGAUCAUGUGGAACAGCAUCAAGGAGAAGUUCACGAACCGGCCUAACUUCGCCGACUACGUGAUGCGCACCAUCAUGGUCACGCUGUGCGUCCUCCUGGCGGUCGCUUUCCCGACUAUCGGCCCUCUCAUGGGAGUCAUCGGUGCUUUCUGCUUCUCACUCCUCGGCCUCAUCGCUCCAGCGUUCAUUGAGAUCGUUACGUAUUGGGACAUCGGCUACGGCCCCUGCAAGUACCUUAUAUGGAAGAACGUCCUCGUACUCAUGUUCGGCCUCUUCGCCCUUAUAUUUGGCACCAAAACUGCCAUCCUAGGCAUUAUUUACUCGGCAUGAAUGCCAUUUAACAUAUUUACAACCAAAUAGAAUAAUGUUUUAAUGUGUGAUAUGUGGUACGUAGAUUUUACUAGCUGACACGUCAAGGCGGACGACGCUAUGGGCAGUGGUGCUAUUAUUCCUUUUUAGACACUUUAAUUGGAUUUUUUUAGCGUGAUUGGACCUCGUCUGCAUAGUCCCUAAGUAUAAAUUUGGGUUCGUCAGUACAGUACUAACUAUAAUUAUGAGAAAUUAGGAGUAUGAUCUGUGUGUAAAACGUACUUACGUGUUAAAAUUAUCUAAAAGCAUUCCGAAACAUAGGUACAAUGGUGGGGUGAAUUUGCUGUGCAGAUUAUAUUAAGUGCUUGAUGCCGUUAAGUAAGGUGAUUUUAAAUAUGAUCUACGAUCUUGAUGAGAGUUUUUAUAACAACUAUACAUUUUAAGAAUAUCGAAUUAUUUUAAGGUUUUAUAUAAUUAGACAUAAUUAACAUUUGCGCUACAGCGAAAUUAAUAUAAGUAUUACCUUUUUCAAAUGCACUCAUUGGUACAUAAAAGUAAUUUAUUCAAAAUAGGGACAGAAAGUGCAAAUAUUUGGUAUUAUUUGUAGUCGAUUGUUUAAGGUACUUUUAAGAUUUCCAUUCAUAUUGAUUAUUCAUCGAAUCGAAUCGCACAUUGUUUAUUUUUACAGUAAUAAUAAGCAAAGUCAAUAAGUUAUUCUUUUUUAUUAAAAUCGAACAAAAAGAAAAAGACCGAGGAUUUUAUAGGAAUUAAAUUAUAUUUAGGAAAGUGUAAUGCAUUUAUUAUUUAAAAUUAUGGAAACUAAAUUUUGUAGUACAUAAUGUCAAUGAAUGUGAAUUUAUAUAACAUUAUUAUUGUGAUACAAUUGGUGGAAUCUGGAGAUAUUGGGCGUGGCUUUACACCCUGUUUUGAGUCUUGGCUAUAUUUAUACCUAUAGGAAUAAUACUUUUGUGGUCCAUACUGUAGUUAUAUAUUGAAUCAUAUACAUAAAUCAAUGCUUAGAUACAUUAAUAUAAGAGUAAAGAUAUUAAAUUACAGCACCAUAUCUAUUUUUCCAUGACAAGAUGAAAUAUAAACAGGAUCGGUCUAGUGCCUUGAAUAUAAAGGUUUUAUUAGCAUAAUAAUACAUAUAAUAAUACAUACAAAUAUUAUACAAGUGUUUAUAGAGUAUUAAGUAUUAUGUUAAAAAUAUAUUGAAGUUCCUAAGCUAAAUAGUAUGAAUUUUGUAUUUAUUUUUAAUUCGAAUAAGUUAAAGAUGCCAUUUAUUUAAUAUUGCAUGAAAUUGUUAUAAUUUUAUAAUUUUUCAUCAAUAUUCAAAGGGGCAUUGUAUUAUGCAAAUACAAAGCUUGUACGAUA